Messenger RNA from Neopsephotus bourkii (Bourke's parrot), 939 nucleotides. It is a transcript of the gene FAM167B, whose product is annotated as family with sequence similarity 167 member B. The record is from RefSeq and is a predicted model, not a curated record. NCBI's taxonomy places the organism in Eukaryota, Metazoa, Chordata, Aves, Psittaciformes, Psittacidae. The coding region runs from base 14 to 613 and encodes 199 amino acids. The transcript is spliced from 2 exons.
GCUUCGAGUGCAGAUGGGUGACCCCGGAGUGCUGGGGGGGUCUGCGGUGGGUGCCGCCAUGGCCCUUGGGCAGCUCAAGUUCAAGGAGCUGGGUGAGGAGGAGCCUGCCUGGAAGGAAGAGAGCCUGGACAGUGUGAAGGCACUGACGGCCAAAAUGAAGCUCCAGACGCGGAGACCUUCCUACCUGGAGUGGGAAGCCCGAGUGCAGGGCCAGCCCUGGCUCACUCAGACCCCCUGGGGAAUGAGGGGAGCACAGAAGAGCAUGGGGCACCCUGAAGACCAGCAUGAUGGUGGCAUCUGUGGCUUUGCCACCAUGGAGGCAGCUUUGGAGUGGCUCAGGAUGGAGCUGCAGGAGAUGCAAGCAAUGGACCAGCACCUGGCACAGCAGUUGAUGCGCCUGCGGGCACAGCUGCACCAGCUGAAGGUGGAGCAGGCCUGCCACCAGCACAAGGAGAUGCUAGACAAUGCUACCGUUGGCCUCGAGGGCUGCGAGGAAGACUCGGAUCUGCUCUGCAACAUCCCACCCAAGGCUGCCUUCCUGCUCUCCAUGCCUCUUAAGCACAUCGGCGUCACCUGCAUGAACAUCAGCUCCCGGCGGUUCUCCCUCUGCUGAAAGUGGCAGCACUCCAUGGAGUGCUCAGCAGGGAGCCUAGAUGUGAGCCUCAGAGGAACCCAUGGGUGCAUCCAGGCUUGGCAGGGCUCAAGAACCCUCCUAAAACCCCUUGCGGACUGUGGAGCAGCAGGCAGUGCUGAGCCCUGGUUCUGCCAGCCCUGCCCCUGGGACGAUGCCAAGCCACAGCGGCAUGGGAAUGCCACCAUCUCCAUUGGGCACAGGGUAUUUUGGGACACCCACUGCCUUGUCCUUAAGGACAGUGGGGUGAACUGCAGUGGAAAAUGUAGGGAGCAGCCCUUUGAGGGGGAAUAGAAAGUGGGAGCUGA